AUGGCUGCAAUUAAUAUCGCACACUGCAAAAGCGAAUUUACGAAGCAAUUACAAGAGCUUGAGCAGUUAUCAUCUCAGGCAGCCGUUCACAAAAGAAAAUUCGAAUUUUCUGUGACAAUUGUUCGAAGAUUUGUUUUAUCUUAUUCACAAGUCGAUGACUCGCUAACCCUUACGUCUAAUCAAUGCGUAGCAUAUAAUAAAAUUUGCUCUGACUUGAAUGAACUUCAUGGAUUAUUUUGUCAAUAUCAAAUACACUGCUGGGCUCAAACAACCAUUGAAAACCCAAGUGAUUCAGUUGUAACAUUAUUAUGCACAAUAUUUAAGCGACUAAAAUCAAAUGUUGCCGCUUUAGAUGAAAUUUCUUCUUCAAUUAUUGAAUAUGAUUCUCCUCAAUGGAUGCAACUCCAUAUCUUAGAUCUCAAGUCCAUUGCAACAUCGUUCUCGAUUUACUUAAAAGAUGCAAAAUCAAGCGAUUCUGUAACAAAAUUAAUCGAAGAUAGACUUCAGUCAAUCAAUAACUUCGUUAAAGAAUACGAGAGUGAAUCUCAAGACAAAAGGUCUUGCAUAUUUUCUCCAAUUCCUUUUGUUUAUCAACAAUGGAGAAUUAAUCUUGAAGAUUUCGAAAUGAUCAAAGAAAUUGGCAGUGGAAUCUCAUCAAAUGUUUUCUACGGAAGGUGUAAAUCAACAGGACUUCCUGUUGCCAUCAAGAAAUUAAAAUUCAAAAAAUUAACCGGUAUAAAACUACAAACAUUUCAGCGUGAGAUAUCCAUAUUAGCAGCUACAUCUCAUCCAUGUCUUCUUAAGUUCGUAGGAGCUACAGAUACCCAACCUUACUGCAUAAUUACGGAAUGGAUGGACAGAGAUACAUUAUAUCGCGAAUUACAUAAGACAAAAAUGCUCAAUGCCACCAAGAAGACCAUUGUAGCUUUCGAUAUCGCACGAGGAAUGCAAUACUUACAUUCGAAACAUAUAAUUCAUCGUGAUUUGAAGUCAUUGAACGUUUUACUUAAUGAAGAAGGACAAGCCAAGAUCGGCGAUUUCGGAUACUCCCGUUCUUACGAUUCAGAAGACUCUCUUCUCACACAAAACAUCGGAACUCCACAUUGGAUGGCCCCAGAAUUAUUGGAUGGAACAACAAACUACACGAACAAAGUCGAUGUUUACGCAUACGCCAUUGUUUUGUGGGAAAUCAUCACAGGAUUACAGCCAUACCAAGGUUUGGAUCCUCCGCAAAUCAUUGCACAAGUAAUGAUACAUGAUUUAAGGCCUCCUUUGCCACAAACAGUGAAUCCUGGCCUUAAAGACUUGAUCACGAGAUGCUGGGAUAGAAAUCCAGAUAGAAGACCGAGUUUUGAAGAAAUUGUCAAAAUGUUCUAUAAAAACCAGAUCAUUUUCAAUGGUGGAGACAAAGAAGAGUUCAUGAAUUACGUUAAGCAGCAAAUAGGUGAUGAAAUAGAGAAAGAAAAUGAAUUUGAAAGCAAACUUUUAAUGGCACAAAAAGAUGAACAAGCGCUGAACUCAAUGGUUGAUGAGUUCCAGAAAUCAGGAAUACCAGAAGAAAUGUUACAAAGAUGCUGGGAAACAUUGGAAAAGUUCCCACAGGCUUCUCCAGUAACAAUUGGUCACUUUUGCGUAUUAUUCUUAAAAACAAAACUCAAAUCUAAAGCUGUAAAAGUUUUAAGGAUGUUACCAACAGGAUCAGUGAAUGCAACUAUAUUAAAGGAUUAUGUUGCAAGUAUUCCUUCAGGAGCAAAUGAUUUUGAUGAUGACAUUUGCAUGUGCGCUUGUAAAAACGGAUGUGCUGAUAUUGUUGUUGUUUAUUCCUCGAGUUAUAAGAUAUUAAAAGUUGCAAUGGAAGUUGUUGCCGAACAAGGAGCAAAUGACGACUUGAGAGCUGCUGUUGCUGAUAAAUGCACACAGUACUUGAACUCUAGUGAUAGAGCAAUCUGUUGCUCAGCUUUAAGAUGCUUAAUUGGAAUAGGAGAAGCAAAAAGAAUUUCUGACCAAACACUCAAAAAUCUUUUAUCGUCAAAAGUGCCACAAUUGACGCAAAUUGCUUUGAUUGCAAUCCCUAUAUUAUCCAAGGCAAAUGAUAUACAAAUCAGCACUGAAAUCAUUGAUGCAUUGAUUGAAUUGUCAAAAAGUGACAAAAAUGCAGGAGAGAAUCUGAUCUCAAUUUGUAGCAAUCGCCAAACAUCGAGUAUAGUAUUAAACAAGUACUUGAGUAGAGAUCUGGGUGAUGUUAACUUAAUUACGAAGAUUUGCCUCAGUUCUGCAAUACAUAAAGAUUUAUUCCCUGUUAUUGCAGAAAUUACGAGAAAACUUAAUGCAGACAAUGCAUCAUCUGAUACUAGAUAUGCUUUAACUUUAAUUAAGAAAUAUAUUAAUCAAGAAUCUUCAUAA
Molecule: messenger RNA, 2403 nt
Organism: Trichomonas vaginalis G3
Lineage: Eukaryota; Parabasalia; Trichomonadida; Trichomonadidae
Product: protein kinase protein
Exons: 1
Coding region: 1-2403 (800 amino acids)
Biological process (GO): protein phosphorylation; signal transduction
Cellular component (GO): cytoplasm
Molecular function (GO): protein kinase activity; ATP binding
Source: RefSeq, a predicted model, not a curated record